AUGGGGCCUGGAGAUGUCAAGGAACACAGCGCGGCCUCAGCCGCUGUAUACGACCAGCUGCCCCUCAGGACAUGGGACGGGGAAAUGCCAGCGCAAAACCCCGAUAGAAACCACUCAGCUACCUCUUCUGGCGCUGUGGCGGGGGAGAGUAAAGCCAACCCUCCAAGCAACAGUGUUGGCUCCGAUCGUCCAAAAGACGUAGUGAAACUACCAGAAUCCGAACGCAUGCAGUUGUACCAAAGGCAUGAGCUGCUCGUUGACCAGCACGAGAAGAUCGACUACAGCUUGCAAGUCAUUCUGGAUGAAAUCGCCUCCCUGAAGGCGCAGGCCGCAGAAGAGAAUGACUUGAAUGUGCUGAUGGUGCAGUUUAUUGUCAUGGCUGUGAAGUUACUUGUGGAAGCCGCUUUCAACAAGGACAAGGUGGAGGAGUUGCUGCCUACACUUGAGGCAGAAUUCCAGCGAUUGCAGCUACCAUCUCGGCACCCACGGCUCUUGGCGUGCUUCAAUAGGCUGCGCGAAGUUUGCGGCAAGCCGCCCGUAACUGAGAGUGACUUGGCCACAAAAUUAGUGGUUGUUUCAGUGACUGAUGCAGAUGGUGCUCCGCCCAGCAAGAGCUCGCCCGUAAGCAAGCCCUUCUCAGGCCAAGAGGUAGCACCAGCAGCAGCGGCUGCUGCUACUGCUGCUGAGCCAUCGGUCGCAGGCGCCAGCCGAAGGGAUGCGCCAGCCCGCUCUGGGGGCCUCGUGGACGAUUCUGAGGACGAGAAGAGGAGUUCUUCUCCGCUUGGAAGCAAAGAUUUCCCUGCUGUUGUUGUGCACGACAGCAACUCUGGCGAGCCCCCUGCUGCAAAGCCAGCAGAACUGAUGCCUUCUCGCUCCCUUGAUUCAGCCUUUAGGAGGGAGCCAGUGUUCACGCCAGGAGAACGGCGCAGAACAGCCACCGCAUUUGGUGACGGAGACUUGCCGUUAUUUCAACAAUUCGCUGCAGCUGGAGCGGCGCCUGCGCCUGAUGAGUGUCAGGGGUUGGGCAAGCCUUUGGACACAGCUCUGCUGAGCCAAGCUCCGAAGGGAACUCUGAUGGAUCGCAUGCUGGUUGAGGAGGCCGUGGUCCGUGAGGCGCAGGAGUUGGAGAUGGAAGGAGACUUGAGUGGCUCCGGCUCCAGUGAAAUGGGGUAUAUGGACGCGGUUCAGAGAAACAGCCUUCAGAGCGGGUCUCGCGGCAGCCUUUACAGAGACUGGGCCUCAGAGAGAAAUGGCAAGAGGGCGGAGUCUGGCCCGGACUUGGGCGCUGAUGAAGGACCAUCGGAACUGGGGGAUUCCACAAGAUCUGUAAAAGCAUUGAGCACCUUCGGCGAGGGGGGCUCGUUUGAUGGCUUACUGAAACACGCCACCACCAUUCUUUCCAUGUCACCUUCCGAGUUAAGGGCUGCGCUGUUGCGGAGCACGCACGGGGCUAAGUCUGACGGCGCGCUGCGUGUGCGGCAUGCCCAUCGCGUUGUGCACGAAGACGAGCUCUCGGGUCGUUUGGAUUCAGAGGGGCCUCCGGCUCCCAUGCAUUCGCUAGCGGCUGGCAACAGCAAGGACCACAUACAGCUACUUCAAGAUGCAAUGGUGGCGGUGGCUGUUGCUGCUGCUGGGGAGCUGCGUGAAAGAAGCAAGGAGAAAACGAAGACGGAGCGGGCAAAGGAGGGGCAAGCCGUCAACAACGGCUCCAGUCCAAGUCGAGGGGAAUCCGGAAAUAGAAGUAAGGCUGCUGCAGCUGUUGUUCCGGCGCAAGGGAAUGGUAACGCUCAAAAGAUGCAGACGACAGCGCAACAGGCUGGCGCCCUGAAAGUGCCACAGUGUAAAGUACUUGGAGCUGAGUCCGGUGCUUCUGACAAGGCACUGCCACCCUCACGUGCUGGAGAGAAUGGGCGGUGUGGUGACCUGUUUGGGGCAUCAGUUGUCGGUUCUCCUAUCACGGGCCGCACGGCCCCUCCGCCAACACCGGACAUGUUGGCGAAUCCGAAGAGGGAGGAAGCGGCAGCUCCUGCGUCGGCGCAGGAGUUCCCCUUUCAGAACGCUGGAAUGUAUUUGCCGGCAAAUCAACUUGCUUGGCAGCAGUUUUUCGACAAAGCGGCGGCGUCCGUGAUGCAGCGCAGAGAAAGGGAGUACUUGGAAAGCCAGGCAAUGGCCCAAGGCCAGUGGAUAGGGCAAACUGGAAGCGUUCCCCCUGUCUACUCGGCAGCCAUGAGCUACUCUGUGCCCGGAACUAGUGUAACAGAAACAGACGCCGCGUUAGGACGGGGUGUGGUUCCCGUGGGGGCGCCGGCUGCCUUCCAGCCGAGCAUGGCAAUGGGGCCCACAGCUCAAGGUCUGGUGGACCCGGCCUAUGUUCCGCCUGUUGUGUCUCCCUUGCCCGCUGUGAAGAUUGCUGUGCCGAAGCCGCCAAACGCAGGUCCGGCGCACUGCGGGUCGGGGAAGCAGCAGGUGGUGGCUUCAAGGGUUCAUGCACAGCAGGUCAGAGCACCUGAAGUGGCUUCGCUAAACGCCCCUAUUAUAGUGUCCCAGGAUAACACCUUUGAAACUCCACGAACUGAAGGGAACUGGGUGUGCUGCCGACGCGUGCAGCGAGACGGAAACAAAAACGGAAAAGCAGCCAACCAGUUACGUUGA
This is a messenger RNA of Eimeria tenella, 2652 nucleotides long. RefSeq lists its product as uncharacterized. Lineage: Eukaryota; Apicomplexa; Conoidasida; Eucoccidiorida; Eimeriidae. The record is from RefSeq and is a predicted model, not a curated record. Bases 1 to 2652 code for a protein of 883 amino acids. The transcript has 7 exons.